Molecule: messenger RNA, 3191 nt
Organism: Linum trigynum
Lineage: Eukaryota; Viridiplantae; Streptophyta; Magnoliopsida; Malpighiales; Linaceae
Source: the annotation of a GenBank genome assembly
AUAAGGACAAAGCCAACAGGUCAUCUAGUGGUUCGAGGUUCCAUGGUUUAGCCACGGAUGGGAUGGAUGACCAGCAGAGUGACCAUACUCUAGAAGAGCCACAAUCUUCACAAGGUGGAAAUAGUGGGUUUGCACAAACUCGAAGAGCUUACCAUGGGUAGUCUCGGCACGAUGUGAAGCAAAAGAUAUCGAGCCAUGUACCUGCCCCAACUUAGUCACGUGAUUUAGAAGACCCCAUGCAAUCAGCUACCAUGCCAACCGCUAAUAAAGAGGUGAAUGUGAAUGUAUUAGGGUUAAGCCAUGCACCCCUCAUAACUGAGAGUCAGACCCUAAGUGUCGCUACAAAGCUAAGUGAGAAAGGAGGAUCGGUAGUGGACUUGACGAAGGCGAGCGUACCAAAUUUGGUGGAUAGGCAAGGUUCUAUCCUACCUUAUCUCCUUACAAGACCGCCCAAUGUGUCAAGUUCCCCUGAGAUUCAUAAGUCGUCUUCUUCAGAGAUCAUACCGGCUUAGACACCACGUGAAACCACCAAAGUGAUGCUAGGGACCAUGCAGACGUGAUUUUUGCGUAAGCUAGGACCUUUACUCCAUCAUUUAUAGAUGAUGAUGAACAUCUUCUCAUGGAACUGUAGGGGUGCGGGAAAGAAACAUUUCCUCAGAAUUUUCAAAGAGUACAAAAGGAGAUAUCGAUCGUGUAUGGCUAUUAUAGUUGAGUCGAGAAUAAUUGGGGACAAAGCUAAAGAGGUCCUUCAGAAGAUGGGGUACGACAAAAUGGCUCGUCGUUGAUGCGGUGGGCUUUGCGAGGGAAAUCUGGCUUACGUGGGAUUCCUCCCUAGUCUCGGUUAUAGAGGGAGACAAUUUGCAAGAAGCAGCGGAAAAUUUGCGAUAGUGGCUCUAGGGUUUAGAGGGUUUGAGUGCCAACUAUAAAUAAUAUAAUAGGGGAUAUAUUGAAUAAAAGUGAAUAAAUAUAUCCCGUGGAAGUCUCUGGAAGGUUGAGUGUAGGGAUGACAAUCAAACCCAUGGUCGCGGGUACUCGACCGCCCCCGACCUAGUAAACGUGGAAAAUCCCCGCUUUGACCGGGUAUGGGUAAAACCCGCAAAAAUUUUUAUGGUUAUGGGGAGGGUAUGGUUUUAGCCUCCCUCGCACCAUACUCAUACCCGCACCACGAAGAGAAUUUCUUCACAUAUAAAUAAAUAUGUGGAUCAAAUUAUAAUCUAUCAAUGUUGCUGAGGAUAACUCGAGAAAAUAAAUAGUAGAAAUGCAAUUGAGUGGUCACUCUAAUCAAAACCUAAUUCAUUUCCCUCAAUUUUCCCUUCACUCUUUCACUUUCCCCCUUGCUAACAAGAUUAUGUUGGUUAAUUAUUACAUAGUAGAUGUAUUAGAGUUAGAGCAUAAUAAUUUGGAAAAUAUUGUACUCUAUAUUAUGUAUUAAUGAAUGUUUUAGUAUCAUAUUUUUUUAACCGUAUUAAGAAAAUGACAGUGUUUUGUUGACUUCAUGAUAUAAUAGAUUCAUUUAAUGUAAUAUGGGGACGACGAUUACCCAUGGGUAUCCAAAAUCCCAGAGUAUGGGGAUGGGUUUGCAAAACAUUUUCCGCAUGGAGAUGGGGCGGGUAUGGGUUUGAGUAUUUGAAAAUGGGGAUGGGAUAGUUUAGACAAACACGCCCAUUGCCAUCCCUAAUUGAGUGCCACUCCAAACCGAGUAGCUUACUAAGAUUUACAAAAUCAUUAUUUUUAAUUUUUAGAGUGAAUGAUAAUUUGUUUUAUUUGGAAGGUGUGAAAUGUAAUUAUAUGUGGUCCAUUUAUAAUAUUUUUAUUUAUAAGAAAAAGGUUGGAUAACGAUUUUAUUAACGAUUUGUACCAGUUAAACCAAUAAAGUGUGAACCGUUCAUCAUCUCGGUUCAUACUCCGGUUCGGUUCCGGCAACAUUGCAUAUUACUGCAAUAUUGGUUUUUGACAGGAAGUUGUUCGUUUGAUGCUGGCGAAUUAGGGGAAGAAGUGGUGGAUGGUGCUUGAAAUCGAUCUAGCAAAGGCCUAUCACCGCAUCAAAUGGAGCUUCGUGCGAGACACCAUGGAAGCGCCGAGCGCCCCCACGAAGUUCAUCGAUGUUACAAUGGGUAUGCAGAUCCAGUGGAACAGGGGACUUACCGAGGAGUUUUCUCCGGCCAGAGGGCUCAGGCAGGCUGCCCGCUCUCCCCUUACUUGUUCACUCUUUGUAUGGAGAGACUGGGGCACCUCAUUAGUGCACUGUCGAGGAUCACUGUCGAGGAGGGCAAAUGGAAGCCGAUUUCAUUGUCACAAAGAGGACCACCGCUGUUCUACCUUUUCUUUGCCGACGAUCUCGUUUUGUUUGGUGUAGCCUCUCUCGAACAGGUGCAGAUUAUCUCGCAGUGCCUAGAAGUUUUUGGGAUGGCUUCUAGUUAGCAAGUGAGCAGACCAAAAUCGGGAAAAAAUGCAAAACUACCACUAUAAACAAACCGCUCCACCGAAGUGCGUUUUGAAUCUUGGGGAACGCAAACCGCGCGCUGAAGGUGCGAUUUUAGGUGGGGUAAAAGGACGAAACCGCCCCUCGAGCACGCGGUUUCGUCCCUAUAUAAACCCCCUUCUCCCUCCCAUUUUCACCACACCAAACCUCAUUCCCCCCUCUCUCUCUCUAACCCCUCACUCUACCCACCCCCCUCCCCACCCAAAAAUCUUAGAAUUAGUUGUUUUGUUGGUUGCGGCAUAGUCCGAUCUGCCUUAAAAAAAUUUCUUUGGUUUUCACUAAAAAACCAUCGAAUCUCUGUCCGGAUUCUGAAACAAUGGCCGAUUUUAUCCAAGAAGAGGGUAUUUACUACGAUGAUUAUCAAGCGGUACUUACUCAUUUUACCCAAUUGUUGUUGUUGUUAUAAUGAUUUAUUUAAUUUAUAUACUAAUUGAUUUAUGUUGUUGUUAUGCUAUCGUAGGUUGGGCCGGAUGUUGAUAUUUACACUCAACGAUAUUAUGUUGAUCAAGGACCGAUUGAUCCGGCUAUUUUAUAUGAUCAAGCCAAUCAUCGUUCAAGAGACGUUUGGAAUGACCACAAGGUACAUAUUAUUUAUCAUCACUUGUAAUUUGUAUUUUGUUAAAGUAAUUUAUUUGUUUGUACAAUAAUUUACUUAAUUGUUAAUCGUAUUGAUUAUUUUGAAUAAUUUAAAUACAACACUUAUUUAGAC